AUUGAGAACCUUCUCAAACAUCCAUCUCAUGUACUCUGUCAAUCAGAGGGGAACAUAAUUCAUCGCUACUGCAAGGCACAAGAUUCCUUAUCGGACUACACGUUGUUUCAGUGCUAUGACUGGAGGCACAGAACAACUUCUUCUCCCUACUUCCUCCCUGCACCUCUGAAGAAAUGGAGAACCGUAAGCCAGCUGAUACUCAGGAUGAGGUUGUCAUUGCAUUAAUGGGCAACACUGGAACGGGAAAAUCAUCAUUUAUCCAACUUCUUACGGGAGACAAGAGCGUUCGAGUCGGCGACAGUUUGGACUCGGAGACGGAUGAUGUUGUGAAGAUUGCUUUCACAGAUCCAGUGAGCGGACGGAAGGUGGUUUUGGUUGAUACGCCUGGAUUCGACGAUUCGCGAGAUGGACGCACGGAUACGGAGAUCCUGCGUAAGAUAUCGGAGUUUAUGUUGAACGAAUACGACGAACAUCGAAAACUGAACGGGACUAUAUUUUUCCACCGUAUGUCUGACCCAAGAUUUGGUGGACAAUCUCGCCGCAGCCUCAGAAUCUUCCGAGAGCUCUGCGGAGCCGCAACAUUCAAAAAUGUCGUCGUCCUCACUACCUUCUGGGACCGAGUCAACGAGGAGGAAGGGUUGGCGCGAGAAGAAGAGCUCAAGUCGAACUCAAACUUUUUCAAGGAUCUCGUCGAGGGGGGUGCUCGGUUCAUGCGGCAUGAUCGCGAAAACAGUGGUGCACGCGAAGUGCUGGACCAUAUCUUCACGCUGGUUCCUAUGAAUGUCCAGAUUCAGGAAGAGAUCCGAGUGGAGGGUAAGACGCUUGAAGAGACUGCAGCUGGGUCAGUCCAUCGUGAAGAGAUUGAUCGUAUGGUCGCCAAACACAAGAAGGAGAUGGAAGACAUAAACUCCGAAAUUGCGACGGUGAAGAAGGGGAACGAUGCAUUGAGGAAGGAGCUGGAGGAGGAGCGCGCGGAAUUGCAGAAGAAGAUCACUCGAUGGGAGGACGAAAAGAUGGAUUUGAAGAAAGGUCUGGAUAACGAGAGCGAGCUGCGAAAACGUUUAGAGGACGAAAUCAGGACGCAGCGGGAGAAGUUCGAAAAAGCACAGCAGGAGCUGCAAGCAGAACUCGAAAAGUCCAAGAAGGGACGCGAUAGCGUGGCAGUGAUGGAAGCGCAAAGGAAGGCUAGGGAAGCAGAGAGAGCAAAACAGGAGGCAGAAAACACCCUGCAACGGAGGAUGUCCUUCAAGCAUAUGGGACAUGAGAUAGCGAGGGGUAUUCCAUUAGUACCCACUAGUCUCGCCAAGCCACUGUUUGGUACGAUUGGUCGUGGGCUGGACAUCGUCGACCGUCGCAGAAGGGGCAAAUAGCAUUUUUCGCUUCUUCCUCUGUACAAAUAUUGUACGAUAAAUGACCGGGAAUUUUAUCUAAUAUGAAGUGCUCCCGACCACAGCAAGUUCUGUGUUCUCAUAAAACCCUCUAUAACCACUUGCAUUGACGGCUGUGGCUUGAAGGUAUAAAGAUAAUAAGCAUUGGAAGUGCCGAAUAUCAAGAUGGCAGGGUGAUGGUAAAGAGAGCAAG
This is a messenger RNA of Lentinula edodes (shiitake mushroom), 1581 nucleotides long. Its product is annotated as P-loop containing nucleoside triphosphate hydrolase protein. Gene Ontology annotation, molecular function: GTP binding. The record is from RefSeq and is a predicted model, not a curated record. The coding region runs from base 174 to 1370 and encodes 398 amino acids. The transcript is spliced from 7 exons. Lineage: Eukaryota; Fungi; Basidiomycota; Agaricomycetes; Agaricales; Omphalotaceae.